Populus trichocarpa (black cottonwood) is the source of this 1646-nucleotide messenger RNA. RefSeq names its product protein WHAT'S THIS FACTOR 1 homolog, chloroplastic. Bases 155 to 1402 code for a protein of 415 amino acids. The transcript has a single exon. Gene Ontology annotation, molecular function: RNA binding. The record is from RefSeq and is a predicted model, not a curated record. Lineage: Eukaryota; Viridiplantae; Streptophyta; Magnoliopsida; Malpighiales; Salicaceae.
GGGGACUGAACCAAACAUGCCAUUUAAGCCCCUGAGGGUUUAAGUUAAAAGAAAGCCCUAGUUCGUAGUAGUAAAUGACAGAGUGACAGGCAGACAGACAGGGCAUCUUCUUCCUCCGUAGGUUUUGGUCGGCCGGUCAGUCACAUUUGCAGGUAUGCUCUUCAAAACCUACUCCAUUUAUACUACUAGAACUAAGCACUUGUUGCAUAGAAAAUCUCUCAUAAACCCUGCUUUCAACCUCCACACCAAACCCAUUUCAAGCCUCAAAGUUGUGUGGCGCAGGGACCCACAACUAGACCAUGCCAUUGAGAGAGAUAAGCCAUACAAAAUCUGCUCAAAAGUUGUCAAAGAGGUCCUUAACGAACCGGGUCAAGUAAUCCCACUUCGUUACCUCGAAAACAGGCGCGAGAGAUUGCGCCUCAAUGUAAGAAUUUCUACUUUUCUUAAUAAAAACCCUGCCCUCUUUGACGUUUACCAGGAUCGAAUCAAACCCAAGUCAGAACCCGUCCGGUUUGUCCGUGUUAGCCAUCGGUUAAGGAAUUUUCUUGAAGAAGAGAAAAGGAUUGUUUUGGAAAAUGAGGGGUGGAUUGUUUCGAAAUUGUGUAAGUUGCUGAUGAUGGCUAAGGAUAAGGUCCUUAGUGUGGAUAAAUUGGUACAUGUGAAGAGAGAAUUUGGUUUUCCUAAUGACUUUUUGGUUAAUUUGGUUCCUAAUUAUCCAAACUAUUUUAGGCUAAUUGGUCCUCCUGAGGAGGGAAAGUCAUUUCUUGAGUUGGUUGAAUGGAAUCCUGAGUUUGCAAAAUCAAUAAUUGAGCAAAGAGCUGAAGAUGAGUUUGGGUUGACGGGAAUUCGUAUUAGGCCUAAUUUUUACUACAAGCUUCCUCCGGGGUUCUUCUUGAGGAAGGAGAUGAGGGAGUGGAUUCGGGAUUGGUUGGAACUUGAUUACAUAUCACCAUAUGUUGAUGUGUCACACUUGGAUCAAGCUUCACAGGAAAUGGAGAAGAGGACUGUUGGGGUUUUCCAUGAGUUGCUAUCUCUUUCGUUGUUCAAGAGGAUUCCAGUGCCCAUACUGGGGAAGUUUAGUGAUGAGUACAGGUUUUCCAACACAUUUUCAAGUGUGUUCACUAGGCAUCCAGGAAUAUUUUACAUGUCACUGAAAGGAGGGAUUAAGACUGCGAUGCUAAGGGAAGCUUAUAAGGACAGCGAGUUGAUUCAAAGGGAUCCUUUGCUUGAAAUAAAGGACAAGUUUGUUCAGUUGUUGGAAGAGGGGUGGCAGGAGAGACAGGAGCAGUUGAGGUUACAAAGGGAAGAGGUUAAGAAGAACAGAGUAAUGAUGGCAUUGGGGGAUGGGGACACCGAUGGACAAGAGAGCAGCAGGGAAUUCGAUGGGCAAGAAGUCAAGUGAUAGCUGUGACUUCCCAAGUUAUGCUGAUAUCGGGAGGAAACUAAGGCAAAGGAGCUGCUGAUGCUUAAUGAUAAGGAACAAUCUUCCCAGAGUUAGACACAUACUGCAUGAUUUUCAAUUCUCAUUAAGGUUCUGAACUUCCAUGAAUAUAUGGCAAUUAAAAGGUAGGGCUUUGUCAUGAUGGCCAGUGGUGAUGGCUUGAGAUUGCAUAACCAAUUAACUCUACCAAUUGCGAGUUACAACA